UAUCUGUCUCCUUCUCUCUCUCCUUUUCACCACCUUCUUCAUCACUAUAGAUUUAGCUCAUCUGAAGUACGAACCUUGAUCCAUCUAACGUACCCCACCUUGACACGUGUUAGUGUCGGCGCGUCCUCAACGAACCGAACUGGUACGAACGUAUACAUCAACGAGCCACAACCAGAAAGCCCGAAUCAUCUUCCUAACUCCUGACAAGGGUUUUCUUUCUUCAAGUCGUUUUCAGAAGUACAGAUCUCGCAUGAUCUUUCUCACCAAUCUUGAUUACUUAAGAUUCAAAUGGAGGUGAAAGAGAGUGAAAGAGUGGUAAUAGCAAAACCAAUAGCUUCAAGGCCUUCAUGCUCUAGCAUCAGGACAUUCACUGAUCUUUUAACUGAUUCAGUUACCAUAUCUCCCCAUGAGGCUGUAGACGUUGCUGCUAUAAGACCAAAGACUCUGAGGUUCAAACAGCCAGCGGUAGCUUCUGUCUCAUAUCCACCGGUUGACGGAAAGGACAAAGGAAAGUCUUGUGAUGAUUCAGACAGCAAAAGCUAUGUAGUUUAUAAACCUAAAGCAAAGCUUGUCUCCCAAGCAACUGUCUCUGCAUUGGCUAAUAUGCUUCAGGGAAGCCGUCAACAGGUUUGGAGACAAAGCGAAGCAAUCUCCUCCUAUGGGAAGAGUGGUAGCCAAGGUAGGUCAGGUCCUAACCUAGUCCCUAGGGUUCCAUCCUUCAACGAAUCAGAGACAUCGAGUGGAGACAGAUCUUCCGUGGACGGAUACAAUUGGAGGAAGUACGGACAGAAGCAAGUCAAAGGAAGUGACUGUCCAAGGAGUUACUACAAAUGCACACACCCUAAAUGUCCUGUCAAGAAGAAAGUAGAGAGAUCAAUGGGUGGUCAGGCUUCGGAGAUUGUGUAUCAAGGUGAGCAUAAUCAUUCCAAACCGUCUUGUCCUCUUCCGCGGCGCGCUUCAUCAUCAUCCUCUUCAGGGCUUCAGAAACCACAGAGAGAGCUGGCUUCGGAAAGAUCAAUAGGACAAGACCCUAACAGUGUCUAUUACCAUCCUCUUUGGAGUACUCAAAGCAGUGACUCAUCUAAAAGCAUAACAGAGAGGAUGAAUGAAGGUUGUGUUAUAACACCGUUUGAGUUUGCUGUUCCAAGACCGGCUAACUCAAGUGGUGGGACUUCAGAUUCUGGUUGUAGAAGUAGUAGCCAGUGUGAUGAAGGAGAGCUUGAUGAUCCUAGCAGAAACAAGAGAAGCAGGAAGAACGAGAAGCAAGCGAGUCAAACAGGAGUAUCACAAAGCUCUGGGGAAUCAGACAGUCUUGAAGAUGGAUUCAGGUGGAGGAAGUACGGUCAAAAGGUCGUUGGAGGCAAUGCGCAUCCAAGAAGUUAUUACAGAUGCACGAGUGCAAACUGCAGAGCAAGGAAACAUGUUGAGAGGGCGAGUGAUGAUCCAAGAGCCUUCAUUACAACCUAUGAAGGUAAACACAACCACCAUUUGCACUUAAGACCUCCAACUUCGCCCGCUCUUCCCUUUACCUCCACACAACAUUCUAAUCAAGCCAUUUGAUGCCUCCUCCUGCUUCUUCAAUCUUCAUAGCAAAGUUCAUUAUUCAUUUUCUUGUUUCCAUUGUUAAUUUUAUUUUAUUUUACAUAAAAGUUGUAAUGACAAGAAAUCAAAAGGAAAAAAAAAGCAAAUAAAAAGAGUGUUUCAUUUUCA
Raphanus sativus (radish) is the source of this 1710-nucleotide messenger RNA. RefSeq names its product WRKY transcription factor 44-like. The transcript has 5 exons. Bases 289 to 1560 code for a protein of 423 amino acids. Gene Ontology annotation, biological process: regulation of DNA-templated transcription. The record is from RefSeq and is a predicted model, not a curated record. Gene Ontology annotation, molecular function: DNA-binding transcription factor activity; sequence-specific DNA binding. NCBI's taxonomy places the organism in Eukaryota, Viridiplantae, Streptophyta, Magnoliopsida, Brassicales, Brassicaceae.